This is a messenger RNA of Cylas formicarius (sweet potato weevil), 2510 nucleotides long. RefSeq names its product protein LSM14 homolog B-A. The record is from RefSeq and is a predicted model, not a curated record. Gene Ontology annotation, biological process: cytoplasmic stress granule assembly; P-body assembly. Gene Ontology annotation, molecular function: mRNA binding. Lineage: Eukaryota; Metazoa; Arthropoda; Insecta; Coleoptera; Brentidae. Gene Ontology annotation, cellular component: P-body.
UUAGCUUCCUUCCGUGAAGAAUACUAAACGUCACUUUUCGCGAUUAGUAGUAGAUGCGCCAUAAUUAUAAUUUUUUAUGUGCUUAUUUGCAUCUUGGGAGAUAGUUACUUUGAGUUUGCAUAAAAUAUUAAUCAUUUAACAUCCGCGUUUUCAUCGACCGAACUACCGCUUUCGAAGAUGACGACGGGAAUGCCGGAGCUAGGCUCCAAAAUAAGCCUAAUAUCAAAGGCCGAUAUUCGAUAUGAAGGACGGUUAUUUACAGUGGAUCCUCAAGAAUGUACAAUAGCGUUGGCGUCCGUGCGAUCAUUUGGUACCGAAGAUAGGGAAACUCAGUAUCCAGUACCAGCUCAAAGCCAAGUAUAUGAUUAUAUUCUAUUCCGGGGUUCUGACAUCAAGGACAUCCGUGUUGUGAACAAUGUGUCCCAUCCUCAACCACUUAAUGACCCAGCAAUCAUGCAGCUCUCCAUUCCACCUUCUCUGGGCACACAACAAUUCCAGCAACACCCAGUGCUUGGCCACGUUGGAGCUCCUAUCGGCCAGUUUGGAAACUCUUACACAAUGGGUUCUAUGGGCGGGUUAGGUGCCGCAGGCCUCAGGACCUCUGGUUCAGCUUCCACUUCAGGUUCAAAACCAAGUGAGUUGAUAAUCAUGCCUCAGGGGGGGCCGCCUGAAGUAGUGGCUCCUCCACUGGUUUUGUCUCAACCGAUUAUGGAGCCUUUCAGGUCUAACGAACACCAGGGUUCCGUUUUAGAUCUUAUCACAGGGGCAGCCGCGGGUAGUCGGAGUACUACCCCCGCUUCCGUUGGAUCCCGCAAGUCUCUCUCGGUUGACCAGGGUAUCCAGGCGGGCGGCAGCCAACAGAAGGAAAGUGGCAAGAGGCAUGUAAAACCUAUACAGCCUCCGAAAGGUGGUCAGGGUCAUGGCAGGCCUCGUGACCGGCGAGAUUCGGAUAAUCAGAAUCAGGCUGCGCACUCCUCGUCUAACCGCGGCGGUUCCCUUAACCGAAGCAACUACCAUCAGAUGCACCAGCAAAACAAUCAAGCAUAUCAAAGGGGUUGGAGUGUGCACCGGGGUCCUCAGAGAUCACGCGGACGGUCCAGGACUCUUAAGUUUGAGAAUGAUUUUGAUUUUGAACAGGCCAAUACUGAGUUUGAAGAACUAAGGAGCAAAUUUGCAAAGGCAAAGUUGGAGGACGCUAGUGUAUCGAACAAAUCGUCGGAGCUCAACGGCAUCGUGGCGGAGACGGAUAAAAAGGACGAUUCCGGCAAUGAGACUGGUGCCGGCGAGAACGAGCCCGAAGACGACCACGAAGUGUAUUACGACGCGAGCAAAUCCUUUUUUGACAAGAUCUCGUGCGAAGCGGUGGAACGCGCAAAGGGGAAAUGUCAGCGCAUGAACUGGCGCACGGAACGCAAGCUGAAUUCUGAAACAUUUGGGGUGGCAUCCACAAGAAGGGGAAAUUACAGGGGUCGCGGUAAUUUCCGGGGCGGAUAUCGCGGGUACCGAGGGGGUUAUAGGCACCCUCAGCAGCGCAGGGAUAACAAUCAGCAGCAGAACGAAGUUUCAGAAAGACAGUGAACUGGAAGGAAUGACCUUUGACACAGGAAUAAUUAAGAUACACUGGAUAGACUGCAAAUGAAUAUUUAUUUCCAAACUUUUGUGAAUCAAUCUACUGUGAUUUAUUCUUAGAAUAAAAAAAAAUAAAAAUAAAAUUAAUAAAACAGUUGCAAUUCCAACUUGUACUGGGAAAUAUGGAUUAUUAUUUCCAUUGGCAGAUGUGUAUUUUAAAUAUUUUGUUUUCAAUUCGAUUUCCUAGUGUCAUUAAUUCAACUAAAUGUAUUGUAUCUUAGGCAUACUUAGGACAGUGUAUUUAGAAUUUCGGUGUUGAACCGAUAUUGCGAGAAUUAAUUUUUUUAAUUAUUAUUUUUGCAAGGGAAUUGUAUAUAUUUCGUAGAAAAUUGGGAAGAAUUGGGGUAGAAGAAAGUGUGAGUGGAAUGUAAUAUCGCCACUUCUUUGUUCAAGGCAGUGUCGCACUAAGAGCAGGUGAUGGAUUUACUGGAAAAAUUUUCAAAUGUCAAGUAAAGAUUCGACUAAUUUAUAUUGACAAUAAAAUUGACAAAUACUUAUAACAAUUUCCCAAUUAAAUGGUGGCGGUGUUUAACACCCUUUUAUCAGGUAAUAGAAAUCAUCGCUAGCUCUUGGAAAAAACGCUCACUUCCACUUAAUGCAAGCUUUUGUAUUUCGGUCCCUUUAUGAAAAUAGGAAUUAGAUUUUUUUUUAGUUAUCUUUUUGUGGUUGUAUACUUUUCUAUAUUAGUUGCAACUAACAGAAUUUACGUUUUUUUUUAUACAGCGAUUUUUUCAUUAUUUAUUUUGAUAAAUUUGUAAUAUUUAAGUUUUGCAUUUUUUUAAUGAGUAGGUUUGGUUGGAUUUCUACCAUUAAUGGAUUACUGUUAAAGUUUUUGGAUGCCAGGCGGAAAUAAAAUCUUGAACAGCCAAAUGUGCGCUUUU